Messenger RNA from Folsomia candida, 2087 nucleotides. RefSeq lists its product as uncharacterized. The record is from RefSeq and is a predicted model, not a curated record. The transcript is spliced from 6 exons. Gene Ontology annotation, molecular function: protein binding. NCBI's taxonomy places the organism in Eukaryota, Metazoa, Arthropoda, Collembola, Entomobryomorpha, Isotomidae. The coding region runs from base 250 to 1623 and encodes 457 amino acids.
GUGUAAACUAGUCAGGAUUUAUUUUUAUACAGCAACGGUUAAUCUUACAGUAAUAUUUGUUAGUUCAAAAACUGUUUAAAUUUUGCUUAAAACAUUUAAAUUAAUCCCUUCAAAGUAUUUAAAAAUUAUUCAUAGCAAUUUAUAAGAUAGGGACAACACCGGAAGUUGUAAAACAACUUCUUACAAGCGAAAUCUUGAGGAACGCAACUUGGCACGGGUAAUUUCCUCGAAAAAAAACGUUUUGAAAACAUGCCACGAAGGAAGAAAUUCGUGGAAAAAUCAGGGCCCACUUGUGACCAAAUUCUUCCCUCCCUAAACGAAGAUGUUACUCCCUUCAUCUGUUCCUGGCUGCCCCUCCACGACGUGAAAAACUGUCGCCUCGUCUCCCGAAGUUGGAACAUCUCUGCCAAACCGAUCCUCAAGCAGAAAAGUGUUAUCAAACUCGAAUGCGACUUCAAUACAAAGGAAAUCGCUCGAAAUGCAAAGUUCAAGCGAGAAAUGACCGCUUUCGGACGACCCCUCCACCACGUGGACAUCGACACGUGGAACAUUGCCAACCUUGACUUGGGGAGCGAACCUUAUCUCGACAAUGUCCACUUUUUCACAAAGUACCUCUCCGUGCAAAGGUUGGGCAUAUCGCUGGGAAUUAAUUCGGUGUGGAUGCCCCAAUUUUUGGAACAGGUAUUACUCUAUUCUGCCCACACCUUGGUCGAAUUAGAUCUGCAUAUUUUUGAGGAUUCACUUAAAGAAGGCGACUCCCGAGCAGGAUUUUGUGGCGGGAAGAUAUUCAAUACCGUAAAAAAGCUGACACUGACAUUUGCCACGCUAUUUUGGCGAAUUGUGCCACCCAGGGUACCGGGGGUCCACUACACUUCCGUACCACAAAUUUUGGCCGCUUUCCCAAACAUUGUCGAAUUGAGAGUUACCGGAUCCCUGCUCCCAGUUCUGUUUGUUGAGGGGAGUCCAUCUCCAAGAUUCUUGUCCAAGUUAUGUGUCACAAAUGGCAUGUCAGGUUCCCAAUGCAACGCCUUGCUAAAUCUAACCCAACCCUUGAAGCAUUUAUACAUCAAGUCCGCCAGUGACCCACGCGACCCCGACUGGGAGGAUGGCGUCGACAUCGAGGUUUCUCAAUGUUUGUAUGAAGUCCUCUCCAAAAAUCGCCACACUUUGGAAUACCUUGACCUACUAUUGGAUAAAUUGCGGGCCGGUUGUGUCUGGAAAUUUCCAAGUUUUCCGAAUCUGAAACGCCUCAAUUUUAUGGAGGGGUUGGGUGCCCAGAAAUAUUACGAUUGUGAAGUUUCUUUUGAUGGCUCGGAUAUUUUAAAUUACUCGGAAACAUUUCCAAACCUGCAAUCAUUAAGUUUCUCACCGUGGGAUGGGAAUUGGACGCGUUGUUUCGAGUCGUUUUUUCCUGAGGAGGCAAGAGUUUGUAAAAGUGUGACGAACUUUGAGAUUUUGGAUAAGGUUCAACCGGAUAAUUUGGCCGAUAUGUUUGUGAAAUUUGCCGAGGGGAAGAUUGACGCCAGGUUUGGGAGGAUUUUGAAAUUGUUUCCGAAUGUGGACAACCGUUUUAUGAAUGAAUUGAGGAGUUAUUUGGUAAAGAUGGGACACAUUUGUGAUUAAUUGAAUUCGUUUUCAGUAGAUUUUACAGAACCGAUCAUAUCAGGACCGAUAAGUGUUAUUUCAUUUAGUUAAGAUUUAGUUGAUACAUAAUUAAACUAGUAAUUAUACAUAUGUUUCAAUUUGAAAUUUUCAAAUUUAAAUUAUAAUUUGUUUAUCCUAAAAACGUAAUUUGAAGUUAGUCUUGCUAAUAUUUAUUUAGCAAGUUAAUAAACAUCUUUUUCAUUCCUUUGUUACGAAUUUAAAUUGUUAUGUCUGUUUUAAAUUUUUUAAAUAAAGAACCAUGCCCACAUUUUUAGAUCAGGGGGAGCAUGGCGAAAUUUAAUAGUUAAUUUACCGCAGCUGAUACAUACAUAUGUAUAUAUGGAAUACGCCCUUUCGGCGAAAAAAAUAUUUCGCGAAAAUGUUUCGCCAAAAAAUAGCUAAUCACAUUUGACGAAAAUAAAAUUCACUCAUUUUGGAUACAA